Messenger RNA from Chara braunii, 1699 nucleotides. Lineage: Eukaryota; Viridiplantae; Streptophyta; Charophyceae; Charales; Characeae. The record is from the annotation of a GenBank genome assembly.
GCCAGCCUGCCUACAUAGCUCAAAGAGUUUAUUUUAGAAGGCCAUGAUGUCAAACGAGGAGGAGAACUGGGGUUGGAUGACCCCCAAGAGGUUGCUCGUGAUUUUCUGCGUCAUCAACCUGAUUAAUUACGUGGACAGGGGGGUCAUUGCCAGCAAUGGUGUGAACGGCGUGCGUGGCAAUUGCACGCAGGAUUCGCAUAUCAUUUGUCAAGCUCCCUUAGGUAUUCAAGGCGAUUUCGAUCUAUCCGAUGCACAGGAUGGGUUGCUGCCAUCAGCCUUUAUGGUUGGCCUUCUGGUAGCCUCCCCUCUAUUCGCAGAGCUCUCGAAGACUUGGAACCCGUUCCGAUUGAUAGGCAUAGGGCUUGGGGUAUGGACACUAGCAGUGCUUGGAUGUGGGGUAGCCCCAGGGUUUUACUUCCUGGCAGUGUGUAGGAUGUUUGUCGGUGUGGGAGAGGCAUCCUUUGUGAGUUUGGCGGCGCCGUUCAUCGACAAUUAUGCUCCUCCACACAAGAAGUCUAUGUGGUUGUCGAUGUUUUACAUGUGCAUCCCUGCCGGCGUCGCAUUGGGCUAUGUCUAUGGAGGCCUGAUAACGCAAGUCUUCUCAUGGAGGAUGGCAUUCGUCAUAGAAGCCCUCUUCAUGUUGCCGGCUGUGGUUUUCGGUUUCCUUGCAAAGCCCCUUCAGUUCAAGAGUGGGAUGGGAGGGCAAAAGCCAGUGGAUCCCUCUACGAUCUAUUCGGAUGCUCUCGAUUCAAGUGAGCAGGCGAUGGGUGACAGCGAGGAGGGGGAGGCAGGAGCGCAGAUGUCUGUACGACACCCGAUGCUUAGGAGGUAUUCGACGAAAAAGCCGUUUUUGGCCACCCUCCUGCAAGGUGUGAAGCGUUGUGGGAAGAGCGUCGGCGCGUUUCUCGUAGACCUUAAAGAGCUGCUUACGAACGGAGUCUACGUGAUAAACGCUGUCGGCUACACCUUCUACACUGCCGUCAUCGGUGCGUACGCCUUCUGGGGUCCACGAGCUGCGAAGAUCGUGUUCAACAUGGCUAGCGCUGAUGAGGUCUUCGGCGCCGACACCGUGCUCACGGGCAUUUUUGGGACUUUCUGUGGGGGUGUACUUCUGGACAGGAUUGGCAACACGAUAUCGAAGGCCUUUGGUCUCUGUGCGAUUUCCGUCUUCUUUGGAGGUAUCUUAUGCAUCAUCUCCUUCUUGAUGAAGUCUCAACUUGCAUUCAUAGUUUUUAUUGCGUUAGGCGAGUUUCUUCUCUUCGCAAUCCAGGGGCCAGUCAACAUCAUAAGUUUGGGUUGUGUUCCACCUAGAGAACAAGCAUUGUCGAUCGCCAUGGGGACUGUCGCCAUCCACAUCUUCGGUGAUGUUCCCUCACCACCCGUUGUGGGGUACAUUCAGGACCAAGUGCACGAUUGGCGGAUAUCCAUGGUUCUGCUGUCUUGCUUACUGUUUGUGGCUUCCAUGGCUUGGGCAGCUGGUUCGAUGAUGCCCAACAACACGUCUAGCACUCCGUCUUCUUCUGGACAUCACACCGACGAAGAGAUAAAUGCACUCUUAUCUGACACAGGGCGGGCAGCAGGUGUGAAGACUAUGCCACAACCACAGUCAUGAUGACCAUUUUGUUUUCUUUAUUGUUAUUUUUAAGGCGACCGCUUUGAGAUGUUAUCGGCGAACUCAUCGCCCCCAGGUAUCAGAAUU